Messenger RNA from Aphanomyces invadans, 1021 nucleotides. RefSeq lists its product as hypothetical. Gene Ontology annotation, cellular component: membrane. The record is from RefSeq and is a predicted model, not a curated record. The transcript is spliced from 2 exons. The coding region runs from base 29 to 913 and encodes 294 amino acids. NCBI's taxonomy places the organism in Eukaryota, Oomycota, Saprolegniomycetes, Saprolegniales, Verrucalvaceae.
CACUGAGAGGGCACACUUGGCAACCUCCAUGCGCCAGCUCUUUCACCCGUCCACGUUCCCGUUUCUCGCACCGUCCGAGCCGCGAAGCGACCGUCGCUACCUCCGCAUUGUGCUGGAUAAGGCGACUGACCUCCCUGUCGGGGAUUCGAUUCUCGCGGGCGGUGCCAGUGAUCCCUACAUCGUCUUUCGUGUUGGCGACCAUCUCCUGCGCAGCACUGUCGUGGUCAAGUCGCUCAAUCCGAGCUGGCGGCGCGAGCAAUUCGAGUUCGUGUUGACGACGGAGGAGAUCAGCACAUUCGAAUACCUCGAGAUCCAAGUGAAAGACCAUGAUAUGGCAAAGCCCGACGACCACCUAGGGACGUUGAAGCUCGAUAUAUCCAAGUGGCAAGGAGCCGCGACUUUGGCUGACAUGGCGAUUCAGCCGUAUCCUGUCGACGUGUGCAAAGACUACGCCAGCCAGCGAGUGCAACCUUGUGUGCAUCUGGCCGUGGCGCUACUGUCCGAAGAAGAAGCCACCAACUUGAUUGUGAUGCAAAUUUGGGAGCACGAGCGGCGCGGAGUUGCAGGGGGGUGGAGCUCGUCUAACCUCAAGGGAAGCGACCCCGCGCCGUGGGUGAACGACUCGAGUCCACAAACGUCCGGCGCCACAUUCGUGGAAGCUGUGUUGGACACUCCAGUCGGAUACAAAGAAUGCGGGCCAUGGGAGUUCAACGUGGCGCUGGGGGACGCGGAAGGGUGGGUGUAUGCAGCGUCGUUCGACCGCCCGUGGGUGAGCGAACGCAUUAUGACGUCCAACGUGCGGCGUCGACUGUGGGCGCGGCAAUUCCGUCGCCAGGAAGCGUCACCCGCUCGAGCCGCGACAGCUGCAGAAGACGUGCAAGUCCCACUGGGAAAGACAGAAGGAGCCCCAUAACUUGUAUCUACAUCCCUGCGCUCUCACCGUCCACCGGCGCUGCGAUCCCAUCGAUGCGUUCGAAUCGCCACAAUGCAUCGCAACACUUUUGCAUGCACCGCUGGCAAG